Molecule: messenger RNA, 862 nt
Organism: Clupea harengus (Atlantic herring)
Lineage: Eukaryota; Metazoa; Chordata; Actinopteri; Clupeiformes; Clupeidae
Product: CDP-diacylglycerol--inositol 3-phosphatidyltransferase (phosphatidylinositol synthase)
Biological process (GO): phosphatidylinositol biosynthetic process
Cellular component (GO): Golgi apparatus; membrane
Molecular function (GO): CDP-diacylglycerol-inositol 3-phosphatidyltransferase activity
Source: RefSeq, a predicted model, not a curated record
AUCUGUGCGUCACACCGGAAAUGUGUCGUCACAAUUUAAGCUUCUCUCAAGAUCCCUCGGCAGUCAAACGACUCUGAAAGGAGGAAACGCGGAACUGUCACAACUUAUCUUUGAGGAAAGCCGAGUUCCGCGGACGGUAGAAUCACGCCUGCGUCCAGCAUGACUGAAGAGAACAUUUUCCUCUUCGUUCCGAAUCUGAUCGGCUAUGCCCGCAUCGUCCUGGCCCUGGUGGCCUUCUUCCUGAUGCCCUGCUGCCCGGUGCCCGCGGUCUUCUUCUACCUCCUCAGCGCCCUCCUGGACGCCUUCGACGGGCACGCGGCACGCACGCUCAACCAAGGCACUAAGUUCGGAGCGAUGCUGGACAUGCUGACGGACCGCUGUGCCACCAUGUGUCUGCUGGUCAACCUGGCGCUACUCUACCCCUCAUACACCUUCCUCUUCCAGAUCAGCAUGAGCCUCGACAUCGCCAGCCACUGGCUCCACCUGCACAGUUCCAUGAUGCAAGGAGCAACAAGCCACAAGACCAUCGACCUCUCCGGCAACCCCAUACUACGCAUUUAUUAUACAUCACGGCCGGUUCUGUUCGUGAUGUGUAUGGGGAACGAGCUGUUCUUCUGUCUCCUCUACGCUCUGUACUUCAUAGAAGAACCUUACGGCUGGCUGCAGGCUCUGCUGGGUGUGUGUGCCGUGAUCGCGAUGCUGAAGGCGGCCAUCAGUGUCCUCCAUCUUAUCACUGCCUCACGCAACAUGGCCGCCAUCGACCUCGCCGAGAGGCAGGAGCAGAACAAGGACCAGUGAGGGAGAGAGAGAGAAGAAGAAGGAGGGGUGUGUGUGUGUGUGUGUGUGUGUGCGUGUGUGCGUG